UAAAAGCGGUUGGCUGCCCUCCUGUCGGGUGUCACCAAUAGCGUGCGGCCGACCCUGGAGCUUGUCUGGCUUAUGAGGCUGUGGGCCGCGAGAGUGCGGUGAAGUAACUUUAGGUGCAAGAUGCCGGGAAGUAACUCGGGAGAGGGUAGCGACAGAAGCGAGGAGCAGGUGUCUGGUGCUAAAGUCAUCGCCCAGGCUCUGAAAACGCAAAAUGUGGAGUACAUGUUCGGAGUCGUAGGCAUCCCGGUGACCGAAAUCGCCCUUGCUGCACAGGAAUUGGGCAUCAGGUACAUCGGGAUGAGGAAUGAGCAAGCGGCUUGUUAUGCUGCCUCUGCGGUUGGAUACCUAACGGGCAGGCCAGGAGUGUGCCUUGUGGUUUCUGGCCCAGGUCUCAUCCACGCCUUGGGUGGCAUGGCAAACGCGAACAUGAACUGCUGGCCCUUGAUUGUGAUUGGUGGUUCUUCUGAAAGAAAUCAAGAAACAAUGGGAGCCUUUCAGGAGUUUCCUCAGGUUGAAGCUUGCAGAUUAUAUAGCAAGUUCUCUGCCCGGCCAGUCAGCAUAGAACAUAUUCCUUCUGUUAUUGAAAAGGCAGUGAGAAGCAGUAUCUAUGGUCGACCAGGUGCUUGUUACGUUGACAUUCCUGCAGAUCUCGUGAUCCUCCAGGAGAAUGUGAAUUCUAUAAAGUACAAGGAGUGCUGCAUGCCAUCUCCAGUUAGCAUGGCCGAAACCCCUGCUGUGUGUAUGGCAGCAUCUGUUAUUAGAAAUGCCAAACGGCCCCUGCUCAUCAUCGGGAAAGGUGCCGCUUAUUCCCGUGCAGAGGACAGUCUCCGGAAGCUGGUGGAGCAGUGCAAUUUGCCAUUUUUGCCCACCCCUAUGGGGAAGGGUGUUGUCCCUGACAAUCAUCCAAACUGUGUAGGUGCAGCCAGAUCCAGGGCUUUGCAGUUUGCUGAUGUGAUUGUGUUAUUUGGUGCGAGACUGAACUGGAUAUUACAUUUUGGAUUGCCUCCAAGAUACCAGGCAGAUGUGAAGUUUAUUCAGAUUGAUAUCUGUGCAGAAGAAUUGGGGAAUAAUGUAAGGCCUUCCGUGACUUUGCUAGGAGACAUAAAUGCUGUUUCUAAGCAGCUUUUGGAACAGUUUGAUAAAACCCCAUGGCAGUACCCCAUAGACAGCAAAUGGUGGGAGACUCUGAGGGGAAAAAUGAGGACCAAUGAAGCUGCAUCCAAGGAAUUAGCUUCCAAAAGAUCCCUCCCUAUGAAUUAUUACACAGUAUUCUACCAUGUUCAAGAACAGUUACCCAGAGACUGUUUUAUAGUAAGUGAGGGAGCUAAUACUAUGGACAUUGGCCGUACUGUGCUUCAGAACUACCUUCCUCGCCACAGGCUUGAUGCUGGCACCUUUGGAACAAUGGGAGUCGGUUUGGGAUUUGCUAUUGCAGCUGCUCUAGUGGCUAAAGAUAGAAGUCCCAGGCAGCGGGUCAUCUGUGUGGAAGGUGACAGUGCCUUUGGGUUUUCUGGCAUGGAAGUAGAAACCAUCUGCAGGUACAACUUGCCAAUUAUAAUCUUGGUAGUAAACAAUAAUGGAAUCUACCAAGGUGUUGAUGCAGACACUUGGGGAAAAAUGUCAAAUUUUCAAGAAGCUGCUGCAGUCAUCCCUCCGAUGUGUCUCUUGCCAAACUCGCAUUAUGAGCAGGUCAUGACUGCAUUUGGAGGCAAAGGGUAUUUUGUACAAACACCAGAAGAACUCCAAAACUCCCUGAGGCAGGCACUGGAAGACACAAGCAAGCCCUGUCUUAUCAACAUCAUGAUUGAACCACAGAGCACACGGAAGGCCCAGGACUUUCACUGGCUGACCCGUUCUAAUAUGUGAAUAAACUAGUUGAUGGUUUUGAGGAACUUUCUCUUUCCAGCAAGGUAGAAUUUACUUUCCAUAGCAAAAACAUUUAAAAUUAUGUUUUAUUAAAGAAAUUGAUUAAAAACAGAAAA
Myodes glareolus (Bank vole) is the source of this 1982-nucleotide messenger RNA. Lineage: Eukaryota; Metazoa; Chordata; Mammalia; Rodentia; Cricetidae. The record is from RefSeq and is a predicted model, not a curated record.